GAUAACAGUGUGUACACCAGGAAGUGUUGCUAGUCGUCCUUCUAAGUAGCAUGGUCCCUUUAAAUGGGAAGCUGUAGCUUUAAGAUACCAUGUUAAUUAGCAAUUAGAAGUUGAUUAAUGUUACGGGUGCAGGAAGUUUGUCCUGCUGGGGCUCGGCGGGUUCUAGAACACAGUGUGUGAGACAAUCUGCAAUUACUGGAAAGGCGUGAUUGAUCAGAAAGGAAGUUAUGGCAGAUCAAAGCACGGAGGAUGGAAUACCCAUGGAGGGUAUAAUACCUGAGGGAGAGAUGACCGUAAUCAUGCACCUUUAUCCAGUACCACAAAGUGAAUCCGAUACAGAAGAAGAGGUGACUCCACUAAACGUUGGUCCGUUAAAAUACUCCACAACACUGACUAAUCGGCAGCGUGGGAACAUGGUAUCAGUACUGCCAGCAACGUUGGAUUCACUGUCUGUACAUCAGCUGGCAGCACAAGGAGAACUGUCCCAGUUGAAAGACUAUCUACAGAAAGAUGAGACCUUGUUAAAUCGACAAGAUGAGCGAGGUUUUACACCACUGAUGUGGGCUGCUGCUUUUGGAGAAAUAGAGACUAUCCAACACUUACUGGAUAUGGGGGCUGAUCCUCACAUUUUGGCAAAGGAAAGAGAAAGUGCCUUGUCCCUUGCGAGUACCGGAGGGUAUUCUGAUAUUGUGACGUUGCUGCUUAAAAAGGAGGUGGACAUCAAUAUAUAUGAUUGGAAUGGAGGAACGCCUUUACUGUAUGCUGUGCGGGGAAAUCAUGUGAAAUGUGUGGAAGUUUUGCUAGAACACGGGGCUGAUAUAACUAUGGAAGCAGAUUCAGGAUAUACACCCAUGGAUCUCGCUGUGGCUCUAGGUCAUAAAAAAGUUCAACAGGUCAUCGAAAAUCAUAUUCUGAAACUUUUCAAGAGCAAAGCAUGAUGGAUGAACCAGAAAUCAGGCAAUGACUAGGACUAUUUCAGAUGAAAGUUGUCACAGGGAGCUGCGGACAGACUUGCUGUAAUUGCACAGUAUUAUAAAACAGCAGAGCCAAUCAUGUUGCUGUUCCUUUCUAUGGUAGUGAAUGAGUUCUGCUGGAAAAGUAGUGUAAAUUUAUAUUUUCUUAAAACACAAAUAUUCCAAUCGCA
This is a messenger RNA of Pelobates fuscus (common spadefoot toad), 1144 nucleotides long. It is a transcript of the gene RFXANK, whose product is annotated as regulatory factor X associated ankyrin containing protein. The record is from RefSeq and is a predicted model, not a curated record. Gene Ontology annotation, cellular component: nucleus. Bases 228 to 938 code for a protein of 236 amino acids. Gene Ontology annotation, biological process: regulation of transcription by RNA polymerase II. NCBI's taxonomy places the organism in Eukaryota, Metazoa, Chordata, Amphibia, Anura, Pelobatidae. The transcript has 9 exons. Gene Ontology annotation, molecular function: protein binding.